UCGGUUGCGUAUUAUUAGGCAACCCUAACUACGUCAGCAACAGCAAGUAGUAGUAAAAAAGUAACAAUAUAAAUAAAUAAAUAAAGAUGGCGGAUUGCGUCUUCCGUACAGUGCUCCGUGGUACAAUGUGCUUUUAUGAAGAUUUCAAAUAGCCUGAGUGGUUCAAACAUUGUGAUUACUGUGCGAUUAUUCAUCUUUUUAUAUAUUUUUUUUACUUUUUACUGAGUAAGUGUAUUUUUUUUAUCGCAAAUGGACGGAAAUAACAUCGCUAUAAAAGAUGGCGAUUCGACGCGACCUGCUGACGUUGAAGCGCCAUCUGCUGUAGAAGUUCCAAAACCGCAAUUUGAAGGACUUGUCAGAAAGAAAAGGAGGCGCGGGAAGUCUAAACGAAAAAUAAUGAAACCAUUUUCUAAAAUACCGUGGCAGGAUCGGAGGAAAAAUGAGAAAUCUAACAGAAAUAACAGGUUCCGGAAGAUUGUGUUGUCAAAAACUCAAGCACCGUUUAAUAACAAUCAAUUUCUAAUGGAGAUACAUAAACCAGAACCUGAAAAUUCAUAUAUUUUACGCACACCAUCAGCACGAACCCGUGAUUCAAGCUUCAGCGUAGACUCAGAAGAUAACUAUUUCUUUUCGCUACCCGAAGACGAAGAGGAAUAUUUAACGAAGGAGUUUUCAAGUGUUUAUGAAGAUGCGCAAAGUGAACGUUUGUCAAAUAUGUCAAAGAAUGACCUUAUUCAAGAAUAUCUUCUAUUGGAAGCAAAAUAUGAGAAUCUCGUUAAAAGGACGGAACGUUCUAAAACGAAAUGUGUUGAGGAAGACAAUGACAUCACAGCCACUGAUAAAGAUGCUUCCUUCACUGAUAGGGACAGCAUGUUGACAGACAGAGACACUUCAGGCACCUCCAUUGGGUCUAGUGCAGUGGACGACCAGUCGUUUAGUGAAUUAAUGCAGCGUGUGAAAGAACAAGAAGAACAGAUACAAUCACUUCAGAUGGACAAUGAAAAGUUGAGGCUUGAAAAUGAACAUUUAAGACAGCAUUCACAGGACUCAUCAAGUGCAGAUUCUGAAAGUGACAGUUCAUCUUCAUCAGAUAGUGACAGCAGCUCCAGCAGAAGUGCAAGUCCUGUAGCAGAGCCAGUGGCUCUGGACUACAUUGUUGAAAACAACAUAAAUAAUGAAAAUUGUGUUCAUGUAAAUGGCCAAAAUGAAGAGACUGAGGGUUCAGGGGCCACAUACCCAAUGGUUAAUGGCUGUCAUGAUUCAAAUGAUUAAAUCAGUAUAAUUAUAUGUAAAGUAGUAAUUGUUAAGUUCUGUAAAAAUGUUGGGACAGUAUUUAUCUCUAUCCUGCUUAUUCCUAAUUUAUGCUGACUUUGUUUUGUGUUUAGAGUGAAUGAUUUCUAUAUGACAUGCAUUUAGUGACCUGCUUGAUAAACUAGCACCAUCCUGUACAAGUACCCAACAUUGUUUCCUGUAAGACACUGUGGGAAUGUAAAUGUGAGAUCUCAUUUUAGAUUUAGUGAAAUUAUUCUGUGAUGUCCUUGUGGAUAUUUUAUCAGUAGUAAAUAAUGUAAUAAAUUGUUUUUAUUUGCAAAAAGAUCUCACUUUUAUGUUUAUACAGUGGGACAUAAUAAUAAAUAAGGUUGUAGUUUUAAGGAAAAAUGUUGUAGUGAGUAAUCAUUUAUUUUGUACAAUUAUAUAUUCUUAUAUUUUAUGGUUGCUGUUGGACUUGUUAAGGGUGUUAAUUUUCUGUGUUUUAAACCAAAAUGAACGCGUCUAGUACUUUGUAGAGUUAGAUAUUAGUUUUAUAUUAUUUCUAAAGCCUAAACUUAUAUAUUUUUAUUAUUUUAACAGGAAUUGUAAUGAUUUUCUGCUAUGCCAUUAAAUACAGUAAUAAGUCAAAUGUU
Molecule: messenger RNA, 1904 nt
Organism: Helicoverpa zea (corn earworm)
Lineage: Eukaryota; Metazoa; Arthropoda; Insecta; Lepidoptera; Noctuidae
Gene: Hexim
Product: protein HEXIM1
Exons: 1
Coding region: 250-1272 (340 amino acids)
Biological process (GO): negative regulation of transcription by RNA polymerase II; negative regulation of cyclin-dependent protein serine/threonine kinase activity
Cellular component (GO): nucleus; cytoplasm; nucleoplasm
Molecular function (GO): 7SK snRNA binding; cyclin-dependent protein serine/threonine kinase inhibitor activity
Source: RefSeq, a predicted model, not a curated record